AUGGAAUUACGACUAGGAUUUAGGAUCACCCUGGUCUUGAUCAUUCUGGCCUUGACUCUUUCCAGCGAGAGAGUGGAAGCACAGAGGGCAGGAUGUAAAAAUGUCCACUAUGACUUGGCAUUUAUCCUGGAUACCUCAUCCAGUGUGGGAAAGGAGAACUUUGAGAAGAUCAGACAAUGGGUGGCCAACCUGGUGGAGUCUUUCGAUGUGGCACCUGACAAGACGCGAGUAGCCGUUGUUCGCUACAGUGACACGACCACCACUGAGUUCAACCUGGGGAAACACAGGACCCUGGAAGAUGUGAAGCGAGCUGCCCGUAACAUACGCUACCUGGGGGGAAAUACAAUGACUGGGGAUGCUAUCAGCUACACUACCACCAACAUCUUCACAGAGCGGAACGGAGCAAGGCCCAUUGCCAAAGGCAUUCAGAGGGUGGCCAUCCUUCUCACAGAUGGCCGAAGCCAGGAUUAUGUUCUGGAGCCCUCGAAAGAUGCUGCCAAAGCUGGUAUCAGGAUGUUUGCUGUGGGCAUCGGGGAGGCGCUAAAGGAGGAGCUGGAGGAGAUUGCCGCUGAGCCAAAGAAUGCCCAUGUCUUCCAUGUGACGGACUUUAAUGCCAUUGACAAGAUCAGGGGCAGGCUGAGGAGGAGGCUCUGUGAGAAUGUACUGUGUCCAAACAUGAAGGUUCAACCUGAUCGGUUUAAGCCUGACAGCACCAGUUAUGGUCUUGAAGAGGUUCCAGGGUUUGACCUGAUGGACUACUUCAAUGUGAGAGAUAUUCUGGGAACCAGAGUUGAUGAUGGCCAAAGCUCUUAUGUUCGUCUUGGCACCAUGCCCAUUGUACAGCAAACAGAAGAUGUGUUUCCUCAGGGGUUGCCAGAUGAAUAUGCCUUUGUGACGACAUUCAAAUUCAGGAAAACCUCAAGACGUGAAGAUUGGUACCUCUGGCAGGUUUUUGACAAAUAUGGAAUCCCACAGGUGUCCAUCCGUCUGGAUGGUGAGAACAAGGCAGUGGAGUACAAUGCCGUCGGGCUGACAAAGGACGCUGUCAGAGCUGUGUUCAAGAACCCUGAAGUUGACAACCUGUUUGACCGCAACUGGCACAAGAUUGCCCUCAGUGUGGACGCCAAGUCUGUGUCUCUGUACCUGGACUGCAAACACAUCCAAACUCUGCCAAUUGGAGACAGGGAGGACAUUGAUAUUCAGGGGAAGACAGUCAUUGGGAAGAGGCUGUAUGACAGUGUGCCAAUUGAUUUUGACCUCCAGAGGAUGAUGAUUUAUUGUGAUUCCAAGCAUGCAGAGCUGGAAACCUGCUGUGAUCUACCCAAUGGGCCUUGCCCUAAGAAAAUUGUGACAGAGGCCCCCCCUCUGGCAAUCCCCACUCCAACACCUACAAGUGUGGAGCAACAGAGAGGCCCUCAAGUCAACUGCUCCUGUCCUGCUGGAGAGAAGGGAGAGACUGGUACACGUGGCGUUGCAGGUCCCAAGGGGGAAAAGGGUGACACUGGCCCUCAGGGCGCCAUCGGAUCACCUGGCCUCAGAGGACAAAAAGGAGAAACUGGCAAAGUAAUCUCUGUCAAAGGUGACAGAGGUGAGAAGGGUGAUAGAGGCAGCAUAGGGUCGACAGGUGCUCCUGGACAAAAAGGAGAGAAGGGACUCGGUGGUGUGCCAGGCAUUGAUGGGUUAUCUGGAGACAAAGGAGACAAAGGUGCAGCAGGACAGCCUGGUAAAUCAGGACUGCCUGGUCCAGCUGGACAAAAGGGAAUUCAAGGGGAUGCAGGAACCCCUGGUGCACCAGGACCAUCAGGUGUCAUUGGGCAAUCAGGUAUUAAAGGUGAAAAAGGAAGUCCAGGGUUCAAGGGAGAGGCUGGUUUGGAUGGACUUCCUGGAAAACCUGGUGUUUCUGGGAAAGAUGGUUUGAGAGGACUGGUUGGUGCACCUGGGGCCAGCGGAAUAAAAGGCACAAAGGGGGAGAGAGGCCUUCCCGGAUUACCUGGGGAUGUGUAUCAACAAGAGGGCUUAAGGGGAGACAAGGGCGAGCCUGGACCUCCUGGGCUUCCAGGGGCCGAUGGCCCCCCAGGACCUCCUGGUCCUCCCGGUGUUCAAGGUCUACCUGGUGAGCCUGGAGAGUUCGGCCAGAGGGGAAAGAAAGGUGAAAGCGGCUUGCCUGGAGUGGAUGGACUUCCUGGACCUCCUGGACCUCAGGGUCCAGCUGGGCCACCAGGAAACCAAGGACAUACUGGACCGCCUGGUCUACCUGGUGAAAUUGGAUUUUCAGGCAAACCUGGAGAGCCUGGAAAGCCUGGUCUUCCUGGUAAAGAUGGCCUGGAUGGUCUUCCUGGAAAUGAUGGUGGCAUGGGGCCCAGGGGAGAGCGCGGAACAGAUGGUUUUCCUGGCAAGCCUGGACAUAAGGGUGAUGAUGGGCCUCCCGGACCAAGAGGACCUCCAGGGGAGAGAGGAGAAGCUGGUUCACCUGGACAACCAGGAGCUGAUGGAUCAAGAGGAGACAGGGGGGUUCCUGGAGAGAGGGGAAAAGAUGGACCACUUGGGCCAAAAGGUGAAAAGGGCGACAAGGGUGAAGUAGGAGCCAGGGGACCACCUGGUGCUCCAGGAAAUGUGGAAAAUGUUAUUCCUGAGCCUGGUGAACCUGGAAAACCUGGUGAAAAGGGAGAGAAGGGGGAACAAGGAAAACCAGGAGAAAUGGGUCCAAGAGGAUUACCUGGUGAACAAGGCUUUAAGGGACCACCCGGACUACCCGGUCCAAAAGGUGACACUGGACUUACAGGAGAGAUAGGACGUGUUGGAGAUCCUGGUCCACCAGGCAUAGCUGGUCCUCCGGGUUCUCGUGGACUACCAGGGGGUGUGGGCAUACCAGGAAUCAUUGGGCCCCCUGGUCCAGCUGGACAGAGAGGAGACAAGGGUGAAGCAGGUAAACCAGGACAAGCAGGUCCUGCAGGCCCACCCGGAGAGCCUGGUUUGAUUGGACCCCCAGGACCAACAGGGAAGGGGAAAGAUGGGCAAAAUGGGGAGCCAGGACCACAGGGUAUUCAAGGACCCCCGGGGUUAAAGGGCCAACCAGGGUCACGAGGAGAACCAGGGUUACCAGGGGACAGGGGUCCUUCUGGAGAAGGAAAAAUGGGACUUCCGGGGUCUCCAGGAAAUAAUGGGGAACCUGGACCUGCAGGCUUAAGGGGCUCACCAGGAGUUGCCGGUCCUCAGGGCCCAGCAGGACAUAAUGGUCUACCUGGAAGGCCAGGAGAGAAGGGAUCACCGGGAGAGCCUGGGAAGGCAGCAGACCUCUCUGACCUAAAUCUCAAGGAUGUGUGCUCAGACUGCCCUGCAGGUCCACCCGGACAACCUGGUCUUCCAGGAAUCCCAGGGGACAAAGGACACCAGGGACCUCCGGGGAAAAAUGGCCAAGAUGGUUACCAAGGCCCGCCGGGACCAGCCGGACCUCAAGGGCCCCCUGGAGCUGAUGGAGGAAAGGGAAUAAAAGGUGAUCGAGGACCUACUGGAGCCCCUGGAGACAAAGGGGAAAAGGGUCACCCAGGACCCCCUGGCCAUCCAGGUGCUGCUGGAUUAAUAGGCACACCAGGUAACGAUGGACAGCCUGGCCCUGUCGGUCCCCCAGGAUCCCCUGGAGAAAAGGGCAAAGAGGGUCUCAAAGGAAUCCAGGGACCACCGGGUCUUCCUGGCUUGAUAGGUCAACCGGGAAAAAUGGGAAAAGAUGGCAGACAAGGUGAAACAGGAGAACCUGGCAAACAAGGUGAACCUGGACCACCAGGAAAUCCUGGGCUCCGGGGACUCCCGGGCUUUAAGGGCCACAGGGGAGAACCUGGUGCUCCAGGACCUAAGGGAGAAGAUGGAAAGUCCGGAUUGCCUGGGCGUGACGGCAAACCUGGGAAGGAGGGCUCUAAGGGACCCCCAGGACCCGAGGGACUUAUGGGACCAAGGGGAGAUUCGGGCAAGCCAGGUGAACCAGGACCAUCAGGAAAAGCAGGUCUCCCUGGAACUCCCGGUCUUAGCGGACCCAAGGGAGAGCCCGGCAACCCAGGAUUACCGGGCUUUAGUGGUCCUAAAGGCCCUGCAGGUCCACCUGGUCCAGUUGGCCCAGAAGGAAAACAGGGCAUGCCAGGCAGAAUUGGUGAUCGUGGCCUCAAAGGAGAUAAGGGUGAUACAGGUAUUAAGGGAGAUAAAGGACAUUCAGGAGAUCCAGGUAUGCCUGGAAACCCUGGACCCCCAGGCAGAAAGGGCCACACAGGGAUGAUGGGAAUGUCAGGACCACCAGGAGAACUAGGAUCUCCUGGACCACAAGGUCCCCCUGGAAACCCUGGUGCCCCAGGCCUACGGGGAGAGUCAGUAUCACUGGAGCAGAUGAGACGGCUCAUCCAGGAGGAGCUGGCUAAACAACUAGAUGCCAAAAUAGCUUACCUCAUGGCUCAGAUGCAGCCAGCCCAUGUGAAAAGUACAGCAGGCCGCCCAGGACCUCCUGGCCCGCCAGGUAAGGACGGCAGUCCUGGACGAACUGGCCCCCCUGGCGAGCCUGGUAUGCCUGGACAGAAUGGAGGAGAAGGACAGAGGGGACCAAUGGGCCCUCAAGGUGAAAAGGGAGCAAAGGGAGAAAAAGGAGACACUGGUGUUGGUGACAGAGGAGAGCAGGGCCCUCCUGGUCCAAUAGGUCCAGCUGGUCUGCCUGGUUAUGGUAAAGAUGGAAGCCCAGGACAAUCUGGAGCCCAGGGAGAGCCAGGAAACCCCGGUCCACAUGGUCAGCCUGGCCCUCCAGGUCCUCCUGGCCAAUGUGACCCCACACAGUGUGCUUACUACGCCAGCCUCGCACACAGACCCCACACCAAAAAUGUCAAGGGGACUUAAAAAAACAAAAGAGACACAAAGAGCUUGAAGUCCAGCUGUAUUUAUGAACUUGGUCGUGUCAGUCCAAAUCAAGAACUUUUCUUUUUCAAGAUAACCUCAGCGUGGAGGGCUGAAGCAAUAUGUGCUGCCGGUCAGAUUCUUUGUUCUGUUUGUUUUUGGUAUGAAGCUUGGGAUGGAUGGGGAUUGAACAGCGGGGACUUUUUCAGCUCUAAUAUGGGGUAAAGAGGGCAGCUAAACACUUUUUUUCCCCUGACAUGCAUGCUUCCUGUAAAACAUAUAGGGAGAUAACGAGGAUGAUGUGAUUCCCUCCUCUUAACCCCCCCGUCGGGAGUGAAGAUUUGGGAGUCUGAUAUUGUAUCGUUUCAUCAGUAAUUAUCUCAGAAGUUCAGCUAGGCAUUUCUUGCAGGAAUAUGUCAGCACCAUGGUCUUUUUUUUUUUUCCUGCCUCACACCAUUUUGCAUCAAUUACCCCUCACAGCCCACACUGUACUAUGUCAUACGAUAGAUUUAGCACAGUGUCACUUACUGCUCUCUAAAUUGAUCUGUUGCUCUUCUACCAGUCUAUUGGUUUAAUUACUUAGUCAAGGGAAUUAUCUGUUUUGUUGUCAUUGAUGGGAUUGAUGGGGGGGGGGGCAGUGUGAGGCGCAAUCUCAAAUACUAAUAGUGAUUUAGUGUAGUAAGUGUUAAAGAGUUAGUGUGGAGAGUGAUCAAUGACCACAUUCAUGCACUUCUUGCCUCUAAGCUGAUAGCUGUGUUUCAUGCAGCCUUGUCUCUUAUAGUAUAGCACCCUAAAAUAGGCAGAAAAAUAAAAGUAUUUUAAGACAAAUCCCCCCUUAAACAAAUUGGAAUUUUGCUUGUUUUGUAAAAGUGAACAAGUCUGAUUUAUUUAGACAGACAUGAAACAAGACUUUGUUCUGGUAAUAAACUCAAGGCUGCAGAUAUCACCUGUCUCUUUCACAACCCAUAAAUUAGAGUCUUGGCAAUGUUUUUUCUAGCUUUGGAAGAGAUUGGAAAGGUUUCACUCCAAAAUUCAGUCUAUUCAUUGCAACACAGUGCCCAUAUUAUCAAUCAUUUUGUAUGAAUUUGUAUCAUUUGAAGGUGGAUAUCUAAUUUUGUAUACUUAUCUGUCCAGAAUAGGAAUACAUAGCAUGUAUACGUAACUCAUAUAUGCCAUGUAAUGAUUUGUUCCAAGCUCACCCACAAGAUUCUUAUUAAACUUGAGUUUAAAAGACAGAAUAGGAGACAGACAGAAAUGUUACUGUUAGAUUUGUACUUUUAUGUUUAAUGAAGUGUCUCUGGUCAUUCUGUCUUUGAGGUAUGCAUAGACUCGAGCAGUAAACAACUUUGAGGAGGUGGUAUAAUUGCAGCCUUUGUUCACCUUUCUUGAAAAGCUGCUUGUUUCACACUGCUCUCUCUAAAUGUGUCACUUCCUUUCUGUUUGGUGAAGCUUAUUAAGUGCCUACGCUGCGGCAGGCCCCGGCCAGCUCAGCCCUGCUCUGAAAAGACAUUGCUUUUCUUAUUUGUCCCCUGGAACUUAAAAUUGGAGAGUUGCUUCCCUGCAUCCUGAUGACCAGACCAUUGUGUUAACCAUUUGAAAGAUGCUUGCCUUAUGUCCCUCAUGGACCAAUUACGCCUCCCCCCAUCCUCAGAUGUGCUGGUCAUCUAGAACCUAUUAAAUAGCCUCCGCAAAGGUAUCACAUUUGUCAUACUUUCAAAAAAUGAAGAAACACAUCAAUAACCACAAGAGCAACGGACAGGUGAGGGAGCAAUUUUCAAGAAGUGGUGUCACCGGAGGAUGCUGGUUCACCAUAAACAAAAUAUAAAGAUCUUAUGUGAGCUUCCCAAGACAUGACCUACAGGUCAGAGAUUGUCACUGGAUGGUGCCAGUCAUGCUCGCCAUCUUUAGCUCAGGUUACCUAAUGGAAGGUCAUUCAUGAAGAAUGUGAAGUUGUGGCUCUGACACUUUGAAGAUGUUGGUAAAGCAGACUCAGUUUCAGUUUGAGCAGUAUUUCUCGACUGCUCUGGAGGCAGAAGAAAUCUAAUUAGUUGAGUCAACCCAAGACUCAUUUUUGAAAGAGAAAAUACAUUUUUCACCUCAGAAAAUGAAAAUUUGAAUUCAUAAACAGUAAAACACCCUUUCUUGAUUCAAUAAAAGUAAGCAAGUAAGGCUGUUGCCACAGCCUUACUCUGGUAUGACCAGUAGCUUAUGGUGGCUUAUGUUAGCAAAUUUUAGGUUGAAAUUACUGUGUAACUGACAUUACUGAGUCAGCUCACUGAAUUACUCUACCUGUGCUACUGUAUGCUACAUUUGACCAUUUACAGUCAACCUGCUAUUCUCACUUGUUGCCACAGUAACUUCUGUUCAGCAUAAGUUACAUAAGCUUUAAACUACAUCAGUGUUAUUUCUGAAAGAAAGUUGGUUAACUGGUAGCAUAUGCCAGAGGAAAAGUGUGAUAUUACGACAGAAUGAAAAUAUAAAUGGAACUGACAAAUGUUUAAUUAAUUUGUGGUCAUGGCGUAAAGUUAAGCAGUUAGCAGGCUAGCCUGUUAACUUAUCCAGAUACCUAAAAUGGCUAUAAAUUGGCUGGAUAGGUUAGCUAGGCUAUCUAGCUAUGUAGACAGACCUGGAUAGAUCAUAAUAUUGACUAUUUUUUCUUUAACAUGUGGUCACCACCUUUGAUUUAACUCAACCAAUGAAUUUUUUAAUUUUUUUUUUAUCUCCAGAGCAGUUCUGCCUCUGAGAAAUGUUACUGAAACAUCAGUCUGCAUUAUCAAAUACUGUACUUGUAACUACAGUAAUUUAUGGUUCCUCUCAUUUAAGCAAAGUGGUAGAGAGCAGCUUUAAAUGCAAUGAAGUUCAAAUUUACAGUAUGUUCAGAGUCAAAUUGGUUCUAAAUGUGUGAAUGGAAUAAAUGACCUGCUCUGUCAUCAUUGCCAUACCAUCUAAUGUGUCUAUUAGCUGCUUCUGUGUCAGUGGUUUACUAUUGAACAAUCAAACCGUAUCAGUAUUGCUACACCAGUAGACUAGAAUACAUGCGUUACAGGGUGGGAUGGUUUGUUGCUGCACACAGCUUAAAAUUUUAAAAAUCUAUACAGUAGGCCAUACAUAUUUCAUUAUACAAAUUAGCUCUUUUUGCUGAUUGAAUUUUUUUAAGUUAUACUGCUAAAUUAUUAAUGAUUUGAACCAAUGCAAAUGUGUUUUAAUGCAUUAACUGAAAUUUAUUAACCUGUUUCAUUUUUUUCCUGAUAAAUUGGUGCUAAGAUAUUUUAAACCAGUAACAUAUUGUAAGUAUUGGAAAGACAUGUGUACUGUAUUGUAUAAUAAAG
Messenger RNA from Thunnus maccoyii (southern bluefin tuna), 8195 nucleotides. It is a transcript of the gene col22a1, whose product is annotated as collagen, type XXII, alpha 1. The record is from RefSeq and is a predicted model, not a curated record. NCBI's taxonomy places the organism in Eukaryota, Metazoa, Chordata, Actinopteri, Scombriformes, Scombridae. The coding region runs from base 1 to 4869 and encodes 1622 amino acids. The transcript is spliced from 64 exons.